AGGAAGGAGGAAGUGUUUUCGGAAGUGGACACACGGAAGGAAUCGAAGGGAUAAGGGCGGAGGAGAGGGCGCUACCAGGGGGGGGGGAGAAACGGAACGGAACGGAACUAAAUGAAUUAGUGUUUAUAUAUUUUUUAACCCCCCCCCACACACACACCACAUCGUGACUUUUAGCGGCGGGGCUACGCAGAUAUAUCCUCGCUAACGCCAACAUCGCAGGGACUCCACAGCCGUCUCCUCGGGAAGGGCUAGCGGCCGUAAGGUGACUUCCCCCGUUGGCUCCGAUCGUAGCACAAGAGGAGAGCACCCUGUCCUGAAGAGCUGGUCUGAGGCGGGUGGGCAGGUCUGGUGACGGGGAGCGAGCUGCGUGGGGGCCAUGCAUCAGGGGUGAAGGACACAUAUAUACACACACACACAGUCGGGUGAGGAGAUGAAGCUCAAGCAGCGCAUGGUGGUCCUGUGUGCCGUGCUCCUCCUGCUGGGCCUGGCCAAGAUCUUCCUGCUGGAUGGCGGCGAGGGCUCGGCGGCCAGCCGGAGGGACCUCAGAGCGUUUCGCAAGAUGGAAGCUGGCCUCUCUCUGUCGCGGGGAGCCCGCCUCACGCACACCCUCCAGUCCCCGUGGGAGAUCGCCAGCCAGUGGGUGGGUCCCAGAGAGGUGUACCCGGAGGAGACCCCCGAGCUGGCGGCCGUGCUCACCGCCCUCAGCAGCGCCCGGAUAGAGCGGGCGGACGUCGGCUACAAGGGCACGCAGCUCAAGGCCCUGCUGGUGCUGGACGGGGGGCAGAAGGUGGUCUUCAAGCCCAAGAGGUACAACAGAGACUACGUGGUCGAAGGCGAGCCGUACGCAGGCUACGACCGGCACAACGCGGAGGUGGCCGCUUUCCACCUGGACAGGAUCCUGGGCUUCAGGAGGGCGCCCCUAGUGGUCGGGAGGAAUGUCAACGUGCGCACGGAGAUCAAACCCGUGGCCACAGACCAGCUGCUGGGCACCUUCCUCAUGCAGGGUAACAACACGUGCUUCUACGGGAAGUGUUACUACUGUCGGGAGAGCGAGCCGGCGUGUGCGGAGGGCGAGAUCAUGGAGGGGUCGCUGACCCUUUGGCUGCCGGACGUCUGGCCGCUGCAGAAGCACCGACACCCCUGGGGCCGCACGUACCGGGAGGGGAAGCUGGCCAGGUGGGAGUACGACGAGAGCUACUGCGAGGCGGUGAAGAAGAUGCCUCCGUACGACGCCGGGCCGAGGCUGCUGGACGUCAUCGACACGGCCAUAUUCGAUUACCUCAUCGGGAACGCCGAUCGGCAUCACUACGAGAGCUUCCAGGACGACGGCGGCGCCAGCAUGCUCAUCCUGCUGGACAACGCCAAGAGCUUUGGGAACGCAGCUCUGGACGAGCGAAGCAUCCUCGCCCCGCUCUACCAGUGCUGCAUGGUCCGCGUGUCCACGUGGAACCGGCUCAACCUGCUGAAGAGCGGCGCCCUGAGCUCCGCCGUGCGCCAGGCCCUGGCCUUCGACCCCAUCCGCCCGGCGCUGGCCGAGCCGCACCUCGCGGCCCUGGACCGCCGUCUGUCGGGAGUCAUGGCGACCGUGAAGCAGUGCAUGGAGGCGCAGAGCCCCGACAACACUCUCAUCGAGGACCGGAUGAACCUCCCGCACCCGUAGGAACCAGGGACCGGAGCAGACAGCCGGGACCCCCCCUCCCCUCUCUCCUCCGGGGCGUCGGGAGGUAAAGAGACGAGUAAAGUUUGACUCAACGAUAUAGAAACUUCCCUCAGGACUGUUGUGCACAACGGGACGCCGUCUGCUUUCUCUCGCUCGUGCCAAAUUCUCCGUUCCCGUCCAGCUCCUCCUCCCGGCCCGAGGAGGCCGGAUGGAGCUCGGGAGAGAGAGAGAUGCGGAAAACUCAAAAAAGGGAGGAGGAGGAGGAGGAGGAGGAGGAGGAGAAAAAUGAGCCUCCGGCGUCUCGGUGAAAAGAUGGCCGCCGGCUGUUUGGAGCCUCAGAGUCCAAGAAGCUGAAGACUUCCGGUCGAAGGAAGUUCAGGAACUUUAAAUCCAUUUGAGGAGAAUUCUGACUCCUCCUCCUUCGUUUGUGUACAUACUUAAACUAAGUAGUGACCUAGAAUUAUGAGACAAGAGAAUAUACAUCUGUGGAUUAUGAUAUUAAAUAAAUGUGUGUGUGCGAGCGCGCGCGUGUGUGUGUGUGGAAGAGUGCCAUAUUAUGCCGUGAAUAAGAAAAGCUACUGACGUGACGGACUUGAGUGUGUGUGGGUUCAUCUUCUGCAUUAAACUAUGAUCUAUUUAA
Messenger RNA from Cyclopterus lumpus (lumpfish), 2300 nucleotides. RefSeq names its product FAM20B glycosaminoglycan xylosylkinase (gene fam20b). The coding region runs from base 431 to 1660 and encodes 409 amino acids. Gene Ontology annotation, cellular component: Golgi apparatus. Gene Ontology annotation, molecular function: phosphotransferase activity, alcohol group as acceptor. NCBI's taxonomy places the organism in Eukaryota, Metazoa, Chordata, Actinopteri, Perciformes, Cyclopteridae. Gene Ontology annotation, biological process: protein phosphorylation. The record is from RefSeq and is a predicted model, not a curated record. The transcript has 9 exons.